Castor canadensis (American beaver) is the source of this 945-nucleotide messenger RNA. RefSeq names its product olfactory receptor 4A16-like. Gene Ontology annotation, biological process: G protein-coupled receptor signaling pathway. Gene Ontology annotation, molecular function: olfactory receptor activity; G protein-coupled receptor activity. The record is from RefSeq and is a predicted model, not a curated record. Gene Ontology annotation, cellular component: membrane. NCBI's taxonomy places the organism in Eukaryota, Metazoa, Chordata, Mammalia, Rodentia, Castoridae.
AUGGGAUAUAGUAACAAUGUCACAGAAUUUUUCCUCCUGGGCCUUACUCAGGAUCCUGACGGGAAAAAAGCAUUAUUCAUCCUGUUUUUACUCAGCUACAUUGUGACGAUGAUGGGCAACCUGCUCAUUGUGGUGACUGUCAUUGCCAGCCCCUCUUUGGGCUCCCCAAUGUACUUCUUCCUUGUCAAUCUGUCACUCAUGGAUGCUGUGUAUUCCACUGCCAUUUCUCCCAAGGUGAUCAGAGAUUUACUCUAUGAGAAAAACACUAUUUCUUUUCCAGCCUGCAUGGGCCAACUCUUCAUGGAGCACUUUCUUGGUGGAGCUGAGGUGUUCCUUCUGGCGGUGAUGGCCUAUGAUCGCUAUGUGGCCAUCUGUAAGCCACUGCACUAUUUGACAAUCAUGAAUCGACAGAUUUCUAUCCUUCUAUUGGUGGUGGCCUGGGUUGGAGGUUUUGCCCACUCUGUUGUUCAACUUGUCUUUGUGUACAAUCUCCCUUUCUGUGGCCCCAAUGUUAUUGACCACUUCAUCUGUGAUAUGUACCCAUUGUUGAAACUUUCAUGCACUGACACCUACUUCAUAGGCAUCUCUGUGGUUGCCAAUGGUGGAGCAAUCUGUAUGGUGGUCUUUAUCCUUCUCCUAAUCUCCUAUGGAAUCAUCCUAAACUCUCUUAAGACUCAGAGUCAGGAAGGGAGAUUCAAAGCCCUGUCAACCUGCAGCUCACACAUCACAGUAGUUGUCCUAUUUUUUGUUCCCUGUAUUUUUAUGUAUGUUAGACCUGUUUCCAACUUUCCUAUUGAUAAAUCUGUGACUGUUUUUUACACAGUUAUUACUCCUAUAUUGAAUCCUUUAAUAUACACCUUGAGAAGUUCAGAGAUGAAAAAUUGUAUGGAAAAACUCUGGUGUAAAAUAUUACCCACAGAUCGAAUAAGAACGUCUUCAUGUUGA